ACAUUGGCGGGGGAAACUCAGAGGAAAACUUGCCUGCGUUAAAGAAGCUCCUGCAUAGUGCUGCAUCAGUCGCUCUGUAAAGACACGGUUCGACAGUCGCUCUGUUAAAAGACAAGGUUCGACAGUAGCUUCCACAAACAGUAAACCAAAAUGUCCGAUGUCGAAGUGAAUACUGCACAAGCAAAUUAUUACACGCCUGUUCAACAUGCAGAUGAGGAUGAGGAUCACCCCAGGUGGAAACAAAACGACGAAUGUUUCGAGGAGCCACUAUGCAAAAUGGAACGUAAGAACAUUCCUGAGCCAUGUCAUGCUAUUCGCAUCUUGGAGCGCAGAUAUGCUUUGACUGCAACGUCUCAUAAGUAUUUGGAAAUUGGACUCAAUGUGCAAUAUCGACUCCAUCCCGUCGUGGAAAUAGUCCUCGGUGACAAUCGCGAUAAUGAACUAAUAUUACAUCCAGACACUUGGGGAAAACUGAUGGAAAAUCGUAGUGCUGUAUAACGACUUCUGGAAGCGCGCAACCCAUACUUUCCGCAACGGAUUCAAAAUUUAGGAGUGAAA
Harpegnathos saltator (Jerdon's jumping ant) is the source of this 558-nucleotide messenger RNA. RefSeq lists its product as uncharacterized. The transcript is spliced from 2 exons. NCBI's taxonomy places the organism in Eukaryota, Metazoa, Arthropoda, Insecta, Hymenoptera, Formicidae. The coding region runs from base 151 to 498 and encodes 115 amino acids. The record is from RefSeq and is a predicted model, not a curated record.